Suillus plorans is the source of this 381-nucleotide messenger RNA. RefSeq lists its product as uncharacterized. The record is from RefSeq and is a predicted model, not a curated record. NCBI's taxonomy places the organism in Eukaryota, Fungi, Basidiomycota, Agaricomycetes, Boletales, Suillaceae. The transcript has a single exon. The coding region runs from base 1 to 381 and encodes 126 amino acids.
AUGCUGCGACUUAUAAUUGUUGAUUACUCUGUUCUUCCUCAGGAAACUGAGCACGAUGACCCAAUCCCUGAUGACCCUCCAGUUCCACACGGAGACCCACUCCCUGACGACCCUCCAGUUCCACGCGAAGACCCACUCCCUGACGACCCUCCAGUUCUGCGCGAAGACCCACUCCCUGACGACCCUCCAGUUCCGCGCGAAGACCCACUCCCAUACCGUUAUACAAUUGAGCGCCGAAAGCAGCCUAUAAUUAAUGUGGAGGAACUCGCGGAGACUGCUGUUCUCAAGAAAAUCAAGGAUAUGAUGGAAUAUAUUCUUUUGCUGAAAAAUGCUGCCCUAGAAGAUCAUAUUGCAAAACUUAGUGAUAAUGCACUUGCUUGA